Molecule: messenger RNA, 534 nt
Organism: Psilocybe cubensis
Lineage: Eukaryota; Fungi; Basidiomycota; Agaricomycetes; Agaricales; Agrocybaceae
Exons: 6
Coding region: 1-534 (177 amino acids)
Source: RefSeq, a predicted model, not a curated record
AUGUUCUCCUUCAACAAGAUCCUUAACCUCGCUUUCAUCGCACUGAAUGGUGCUCUUAUUGCUGCUGCUGCACCAGCAUCUCAGACCCUCUCUUGCUUCCCUCCUGCUGCGGGGAACUACUCUUUUGAGAGCGUGGCAUUUCCUGGAGAGCUUGUAGGUGUCGGUCAAGGAUUUGUACCGGUUAUCGAAAAGGCACCCCCUCAAGGCAAUCUUGGAGUUUGGACUCUCACCACGGCUGACCAGGGAGGUUACCACAUCAUGAACGUUGAGCUCAUGGAAACUGUCACGACAGUUCAUCUCGUUGAAUCGAACUUGUUCCUCCCAACUGUUUCUUCGGCCCCAGCAACAACCUACGCCAUAGAAUGCGCGGGUGCCAAUGGGCCGCAAUAUGUUAUUAAGGCUGUCGAUGAUGAUCUGCUUUGGGAAACUAUUCCCGGAACACGAGACGGUGACGCUCAGCAGGGAGUUGCCAAUGUGGAAAUGCAUCCCGCUGACGGAUCCGACGAGCAACGCUUCCUUCUUCAUGCACUUUAG